This is a messenger RNA of Penicillium brasilianum, 559 nucleotides long. NCBI's taxonomy places the organism in Eukaryota, Fungi, Ascomycota, Eurotiomycetes, Eurotiales, Aspergillaceae. The record is from the annotation of a GenBank genome assembly.
CUUCCAAAUCAAAGUUCUUCAAAUUAUCAAGAUCAACCUUCUUACUCUAUCAUCCUCAACCCCCCACACACAUCAUUCAAAAUGGUUCGCGGCGCCGAUUACGACAACGGAAUUCCCCAGAGCGACAACGCCAUUGAGGCGGGCGCUACCAAGGCACACGGCACUGGCGCAACUGACGCCCCCAUCGACCGCGUCAGCAAGGUCGCCCCCAUGCCCGAAGAGACUGGCUCUCAGCGUGAUGUACACAGCGGCACCGGCGCUCCUGGCCACAGCAGCGGAAAGGGUGGCCAUGAGCCCAAGAGCCUCGGCCAGCACAAGGGUCUUGGCGCCCAGGGUGUGAACUAAGGUGCUGGCUACCUUAGUUGGGUUUCCAUUCUUUGAACCUUUAAUUCAUAGAUAUUUCUAUCUCGAUUGAGAAGAGGAUACUUCAGAUCUAUCCUGAGCUCGAGAGGCGCAUCCCAUUGUUUUACGGUGGCGUGCGCGAUGGGAAGUGGAGUUUUAUUGGUGUAACACACUGGAGAGCAUAACGUGUAUGAAUAUCAAUGACCUAAAUCAUGUU